Messenger RNA from Sitophilus oryzae (rice weevil), 3979 nucleotides. RefSeq lists its product as uncharacterized. Lineage: Eukaryota; Metazoa; Arthropoda; Insecta; Coleoptera; Curculionidae. The record is from RefSeq and is a predicted model, not a curated record. The coding region runs from base 167 to 748 and encodes 193 amino acids. The transcript has 4 exons.
CGAGCGUCGCCAAUCAACAGUUCGACGCGGUUUCGGGCGGCCUAAAAGACAUCGCCGAAAAAACAGCGGGGAUUAGAGUCCCUUUAAUUUGGCAUAUCGCGAGAGAAAAAAAUUAGAGAACUUUUUUGGCGGAUUGAAUGGUGAUUCUGUGAAAAUCGGUGAGGAGAUGCGAAUGAUGGGACUAUCGACUCUUAUAACAUGGGUAAUACUGGUUAUAUUUUUCGUGGAAAACCUGGCCUAUGUUGUUAGACAAGAUGACGCAGAGUAUGGUUUAGAUAGUUCAGAUCAUAUCUCGGACGACGGUAACAACCAUUUAAAAGUUGAUCAACCAAAUCCAGAACUAAACGAGGAUAAAGUGAAGGAAAUGAGUAACGUCUUAGCUAAGCUGCUACUGUUACCCUGGCCGCAGGGAGCUAGCCCGCUCCUUUACGUGGAAGAACCUCACGAAUCAAUCGACGAGCUCCGACAAGAAAUUUUUGAUCAAGCCGAACCCAACGACAUCGUCAACGAACAAGAAAUACGACCCAUAGCGCCUAAACGGUCGAAAUAUUACCGAAAAUAUCCAUGGAAAAGACAGAAUAACAGAUACGAACCCGCUUACAUGUGUAUCCCGAAAAAGGACGACGUCUUCCGACUAUUGGUAGCCCUGCACAGCGAACGCAACGGAAAGAGGGGCCAGCUAGUCGACUUUUGCAACAGGAAAAGACCCGCAUCGCUCGUUUUCACCAACAUUCGAUUCGUUGGUUGAACGUAUUAGUCGCCCACUACUGUCCCCUUACUUUCGACAUGACUGAGUAUUCUAAACAGUAUUUAAAUUACUCCUAAACGUGCAUAAUUUAUCUGUAUAUGAUUAACGUUUCUUGCAUUUAUAAUUGUUUGUUAACGUUAAUAAUAAUUAUUUACUGAUUCCGUAUACAUUUCGUUAGUAAUAUUGAUUUUAUUUAGUAAAACCUAUAUAGGGGAUUGACAGCUAUGGCACGUUAGACGUUUAUGGAGGACCAGUAAUAGAAAAAAAUAAAAAGAAUAAAAUUUUGCUUUUUAAAUAAAGGUACCUCCUCCACCUAGCUAAAACAUCUUCAGCGUUACAAUGUUGCCGCAUAAUUUGAAAAGUGGUAGCAACUUUCUUAUUUUAAAUGGAACGCCCGGUAUAUAAUUACAUUUUUUGGAAACUACCUUUCAUAUCUCCAUAAUUUUUUUAUUAUACUAAUAUACCUAUCUCUAACAUUUUUUGAGAUAAUAAAUAAAGUAUGUGUAAAAUUGACAAAAACAUGAUCUUGAAUAAGCAUUGGUAAAAUCAUGAACUGAACAUUUUAAAAGUUGAAAUUUGGAUUAUAAAUUAGCAAAAGUCGGUAUAUUCGAUCUGUCUAGGAGCUGAUUUGAUAUUACAUAGGGAGAACAAAACAUUAUUUAUGUCCUUUUGUUAUAAAAUUAUUAUUUUUUUUAAAAUUCAACACUAUGUAUAUUAUUUAAAGAAUCAAAAAACUAAUAAAAUAGCUUUUCAAUCAUAUUCCAAUAUCUAAACUUUCCGGCUUCUUAAUUAGAUCUUCUUAAAAACUAAUAAUUAUAUGAUUAUAGUCUCAUUUAAAGAAUUUCGUUACCAUGGCAAUUUUAGAAAUUUGGCAAGUAAAGUCUAAUCGAUACUUAUAAAGUUUGAGUAUUUGUCAAGGUAUCGGUGUUCCUUAAACAAAACAACUUCAUAUAGAAUUAUAAUCAUUUAAAUGGCUUUACUGAAGAGAUCGAGAAGAUAUCGUUGAAAAGCAGUUUUAUUUAUGUUUCACUUUUUUAAAUAAUAUACAUAGGCUUGAAUUUAAAAUAACGAUGAUUAAAGCGAUUUUAUGACAAACAGAAAUAAGUUUUCUUUUUUUAUCUCCCUGUUUGAUAUCCAAUCCAAAGUUGAUUUAGGCAGAUCGAACAUGUCGACUUUCCUUAACAUAUAAAACCAAAUUUCAUCUUUCAUUAUGCCGAAUUUAUGAUUUAACCAACACUUAUGAUGUUUUUGUCAAUUUUUCGCAUGUUUUAUUAUUCGUCUAAAAAACUAUUAGAGAUACUGUUCAAUUUGCGAAGUUUGAAACUUUCGUCAUCAUUUUCGGCGCCAUAUUGGUUUUCGUGUAUUUCCUGACUUGAUCCGUGAGUUGUUUAUAUAUCUGGUUGUAAACUAACAAUAGCAAACUUAAUAACAAAAUAUUAAACAAUGACAAAUUUAUCAUAGCCUAGUCCUAUCAUAGUCCUCUAAUAAUAUAUUCAUGGAUCUUAUAAGCAGGAAUUCCACGGAACAAACGAAUGGUGUGACUUGUUUUGCUGCUUUUUAUUCUUUAUUAUUCUUUAUCUUUCAAUAUUCACGAUUCCAUUACUCCCAAACGAUUACUCCCCAUAAAACACGUGAAUAUUUUCGAUUUAGUUACAAAACAUUAACUCGGUAGUUGUCCAAUUACAUCGUAAACAGCCGACACAGGUAAAAGGGGUUUUCCAGCUUCUUUUUAGCGUUUGAAAUACUCGAUAACUUUUAAUAUUAGCCGUUGUUCUUUUUCACUAACACAGGAUGGAAUUUUAAACACAAAUAACUAAAUAAACACAGAAAAUCUCACAAAGAUAUACGGGAAACUAUCGGACUCGUUAAAAUUUAACAACUUUGACAGUUGGCGAUUCGUUUUGUUCGAUUGCGGCGGGUAAUACAAAUACGACGUUUGCCUUUUUCUAUUCGUGCACAUUAGAGAAGGAAGUACGAUUCUUUAUACGUAAUGAAGGUGAGCCGUAUGUAAAAAAAAAUAAUCGUACGAUGUAAGAAAUAUAAUGGACUUAACGUUUUUGACGCAAAAUUUCCAUUUCAUGUGAGUAACAUGGAUAAGAGAGAGAAUGACAAUCUGUGAUAAAAGAUUCAAGCUUGGCAAAUUGAACAGUAGGUUGGGUUGGUAGUUAAUAAGUUAAUAGUUAAUAUAAUAGAAUAAGUAUUAAAUAGUAAGUUAUAAGUUAAUAUAAUAGAAAAAUUAUGAAAUAAGUUGUAGAUAAAAGAAGUUUCGAAAAAUGUAAUAAUAUACCGGGUGUUCCAUUUAAAGUAACAAAGAUGCUACCACUUUUAGUACUAAUGCUGGAAAUAAUUUAGACAGAUAGGAGCAGGUGCCUUUAUACAAAAAUCCUAUCACCUCCAUAAAUGUUUAACGUGCCAUCGCCCUGUAUAAAUCUUUCUUUAUGCAGCAUAAAUAAUUUAAAUAAGAUGUACGCAUUCAAUGUGUCAAAUUGUAGUAACUUCGAUUCGGUUGCUGAACAUAUUAAUUCCCACUACUGCCUUUUUUCUUUCGACAUAACUCCUCAGUAUUCUAACCAGUAUUUAAAUUAGUUUUUAUAUUAAACGUGCAUAAUUAAUCUGUAGGUGAUUGAUAUUUCUUGUUCAGUUGGCAAUUAAAAGUGUUUGUUACCAGCCACAAUAGUAUAAAGUUAUUUAUUAUUCAUUGAUCACGUUUUCAUACAUAUUUCUUUGUUAUUUUUUGUUAAUAUUUUUUUUAUGUUUUAUUAAGUAAACCUAUUUUUAAUAAAUCAUUAAUAUAUUUAAUUAAAUGUACACAUUCAAUGUCGAACUGUAGUUUCAUAAAAUCUAGUUAUAAUAAAAUUGUUGCAGUACAUAAUUAAUUAAUUAAAAGACUAAAAUAAAUGUAUAUUUAUGGCUAUUUAUCUAUUUUUAUCUUAUAAUUAAAACGAGCUAUAAGUAAUUACAUCACUUAUACCUAAGACUUUCUAUGUACUGUCAUUUACAUAUCAAAUAGCAUUGUAACUCAUAUAAAGUCAAAGAACGAUUGAAAAAAAAAAUUGAUUUUAUUAAGCGGGACUUGCAAUAGUUGUAAGGGCUACCAUUAGUUACAGCGUUAUUUGAAAUCUAAGAGAUUAUAUUGAUAUAAGAAAUAGUAAUUUAGCAAAUUAGAAAUAAAUAUUUUGUGAAAACAUAUUUUAUGGAAAAUGUUAAUAAAAAUUGAAAUCUCACAUUAAA